AUGGGAUUUACCCUAGCUCGCCUCCAAUACUUCUCCUUCUACGGGAUAUUCUGCAACCCGAGAGUACAUGGCGCUAGCGGCGCUUCUCCAGGAGAAUGCUACUUCUACCUCCAAAACCCGUUCAAGAUUGGCAUGAUGCUGCACCUCUUCUGUAUCCUACCUGCUGGGGUUCUGGUGUGCUUCCAGUUUGUACCAGCGAUCAGACACAAGGUCAUCCUAUUCCACCGGAUCAAUGGAUACCUGGUUAUUCUGCUGUCAUUAACCGCAAAUGCUGGUGUUCUCGUUGUCGCGCAGCAUGCUUUUGGCGGCGACAUCGCAACGAGGAUCCUCACUGGCGUCCUGGUUAUCUCAACGACGGUGGCAUACGUCUUUGCCUGGUUUAAUAUCAAGAGAUUGCAGAUUGACCAACAUCGUGCUUGGAUGAUGAGGGCAUGGGCAUACUUCUCUUCCAUCAUCACCCUCCGCAUCAUCAUGUUCUUGGCGGCAUUGAUAAUUAGCUCAAUAGGUGGCUUCUACACCAGCCGACCCUGUGCACAGAUAGCCUCCAUCGUUGGCCAAGACAUGACAAUCAACCUUUACCCCGGAUGUCUGCCUUUCUUCCAAGGCAAAGAUAACGCCCUUGAAGUCCUUGUAAAGGCUGGCUUUCCUAACGGCAACCCAGUAGAGAUAGGAGCUGGGCUUGGCAUCACCUUCGGCUCUGCUGGAUGGCUGGCUUUCUGGAUCCACACUGUCGCGAUCGAGUUCUACCUUCGUCUUACGCCCGCGGAGGGUCAGCGUCUCAGACAAGUCUCCUACGAACGUCAGUUGGAGCGUGGCUUCAGACAUCCUGGGUCUGCGGGUCUUGUGGCUCAGCGAUUAGGGGAUGCUAAUGCGUACGUACCACCUUCACGGGGAACGGAUGCGUUGAGUGCAGGGGAAGGAUAUAUGCUGUCGGUUCCUGGAAAGAAGAUAAGCGUUGAGGGUAUGUAUUGA
This is a messenger RNA of Recurvomyces mirabilis, 972 nucleotides long. RefSeq lists its product as uncharacterized. The transcript has 2 exons. The record is from RefSeq and is a predicted model, not a curated record. The coding region runs from base 1 to 972 and encodes 323 amino acids. NCBI's taxonomy places the organism in Eukaryota, Fungi, Ascomycota, Dothideomycetes, Mycosphaerellales, Teratosphaeriaceae.